Silurus meridionalis is the source of this 1611-nucleotide messenger RNA. RefSeq lists its product as uncharacterized. Bases 141 to 1418 code for a protein of 425 amino acids. The transcript is spliced from 2 exons. Lineage: Eukaryota; Metazoa; Chordata; Actinopteri; Siluriformes; Siluridae. The record is from RefSeq and is a predicted model, not a curated record.
GGGCACAUGUGCCUCCUCUGGGCAACAAUACAAGGACAUGAAGCACCAGCAACGUGGUACUGUGCGACCCCGCAAAGCCCCGCCCACACCCCAAUGGCGUCAUCAAAGUGCGCAGUGUGUCAACAUAAACACGAUCCAGCAUGGAAGAAGCUGCAGGAUUGACUUUGUUCUUGUGUCUGAUCGGCCGUUUGGUGAAUCAGUUUAUAUCGACCGAGAUCAGACUGAUCAGGAAAAGGAGAUCCAGGAUUAGAGACUUAAUUAAAAACACACACCACAGGUUAAGACACCAGAGACGAAGACAAAGACAGAUCCAGCUUUAUGACCAGUUUCGGCGCAGACCACCUUCCGUUUGGGUCUGUCGUAGAGCGAACGACUGGUGGACUGUCGCCGUUCCCAACUUUACACACGAGCAGUGGAGGCAGAAUUUCCGAAUGUCCGAAGACACGUUCCUGUACCUCUGCCACAGGUUGCGAACGACGAUGGAGAAGCGGGACACCAACUUUCGCCUGUGCGUGCCUAUAAAAAAGCGGGUAGCCAUUGCUUUAUGGAAGCUGACAACCAACAGCGAGUUAAGACUGGUUGCCCAUUUGUUCGGCGUCGGCGUUACUACUGUGUGGCGAUGCAUUCGGGAAUUCUGCACGGCUGUUAACGAAGUCCUGCUGCCGGAGCUGAUCCCAUUCCCAAAUACUGAUAAGCUUAUGGAAAUGGCCAUGACCUUCGAGCAGAGGUACGGACUUCCACAGUGUGUCGGGGUCGUCGCCGGAUCACAUAUCCCCAACGUCCCUAUGGAGUACCAUGCAGAGUAUUUUAACCACAUGGGCUGGCAUUCAAUCAUUCUGCAAGGAGUCGUGGAUGGAAGCGGGCUCUUCUGGCAUGUAUUUGCAGGAAGUCCGGGAAGUAUGCAUGACGCUACGGUUCUGCAUGUGUCAGGAUUGUGGGAUCUUAUAGGACAAGGGCUGUUUCCAAACGAUACGAGGACUAUUGCCGGUCACGAUGUUGGCUACUACCUCUUGGGAAAUGCCGCGUUCCCGUUGCAGAGCUGGCUCAUGAAGCCGUUCUCAGACACCGGGCAGUUGACUGCAGAACAGAGGGCGUUUAAUCGGAAAAUCUGGCGAGCGAGUUGUGUGGCUGAGCAGGCGUUCGGUCGGCUGAAGGGAAGAUGGAGAUGUCUUCUCAAACGCAACGACAGUCACAUAGACCUUGUGAAAACAAUGGUGCUCACCUGUUGUGUCCUCCACAACUUAUGCGAGACACACGGUGAGCCGUACAGUGAAGAAUGGGAUCCUCCUGCUGCAGGAGAGCAGAUUUUGGUGGCGGUGCCACCAGAAGAGGACGCUGAAGGUGCGGCUGUGGGGGUGCGAGACGCCCUCGUGGAUUAUUUAAGCACAGACAGUUGUGUUUCACUGUUGCUCGAGUAAAACGUACAUUGUAAUUGCAAACGUUUGAAGACACCUGGUCAUAAAUAUGGUACACUUUAUGGACAAAAGUAUUGGGACACGUGUUAAACUGUUAUUGCUAAGAAGAAGGUAUACAAUUGUACAGGAUGCAGUAGCGUGAAACUUUGUUCUAUUUUCGUUUGUAUAGAACAUCAUAAAUAAACCUCUGUAGCAG